Molecule: messenger RNA, 1281 nt
Organism: Medioppia subpectinata
Lineage: Eukaryota; Metazoa; Arthropoda; Arachnida; Sarcoptiformes; Oppiidae
Source: the annotation of a GenBank genome assembly
AGAAAUUUAAUUCUAAUAGAUUUGACUUAUAAAACAAUAGAAAUGUUUAAGAUCUUAUUGAUUGCCGUAGUUUUAGGAGUUGCGGCCGCACAAAGAGCAUCAAUCGGUUUAACCGGUAAUGCAAACGGACAGUUCGGUAGUAUUGGUGCUCCAGUCAAUGUGGGUGCAUCUGGCCAAGGUGGUGUAAACGGUCAGAUUGGCACAGGUGGUCUAGGACUAGGUGCCGGCGUUGCCAAUCCAUUCGGUGGUAUCGGAAACCUGUUUAGAGCUUUUACUCACAUUCCGGGCGAUAUGUUAUCCCAAUUUGGCAACAUUGCUCAGAUGGGUGGUCAGGGAUUGCAAACCUUUGGUAACGUUGCAAAUCAAAUCGGCGAUGGAAUAGGAGGUGUCGUGAAUCAAGGAAUGGGAGCAUUUGAUGGCCAACGAUUUGCCGGACAAAUGAGUGGUCUCGCUAACCAAGGUAUACAACAGGCGAUGAGAAUUCCGUCUCAACUGCCCGGUAUGGGUCGACAGGCAACUGGUUUUAUUAACGGCGCUCUUAAUAAUGGUCUGAAUAUGGUUUCAACAUUUCCCGGACAAUUGUCAAACUUUGGACAACAAGGUGUUGGCUUUGCUAAUGAUUUGGUCAAUCAGGGUAGUCAGUUCAUUAAUCGAUUUCCAGUAUCAGGCUUUGUCUCACAGGGAGGAAGAAUAGUGAAUGAUUUCUAUAGACCCGCACAGGCUCUUGUCAAUACUGGUCUCACUCAAAGUCAACAAAUACUAAGUAGAGUGCCCGGUCUUGUAACAGACUCCAUCACCUCAGGGGGCAAAUUGGUCAACGAUUUGCAAAGACAGACACAGGGGGUCGUCACUCAAAGCAUCGGCAGAUUGCCCGCUCUCACUUCAAGCGCUCUCUCUCAAGGUGGUAAAUUGGUAAACAAUUUACAGGGUUCUAUCACCGGUGCCCUCGAUCAGGGUAAACAAAUCGCAAGUCAAGUACCUAGUGUUGUCACCUCAGUUUCUAACGACGUUAUUUCAAAGGGAACUCAAGCCCUGAACGAUGUGAAUGGACAGGCAAUUACAGCAGUAACUGAUUUAGCAAAUCAGGGUAAACAAGUAACCGGACAAGUAUCUGAUGCCGUUUCUGAUAUUGUCUCACAGGGAACUGCUUUGGGAAAUGACGUCCAAAAUAGUAUCUCUGACCUGAGCGGUACGGCUGACGACUCUUUAGGCUUUUCGGGAUCAGUGAGUGGCUCCGCCUCUACCGGAACCGAUGACCCAGAGAUGUCAAUUGAUUUCUAA